Molecule: messenger RNA, 2544 nt
Organism: Chanos chanos (milkfish)
Lineage: Eukaryota; Metazoa; Chordata; Actinopteri; Gonorynchiformes; Chanidae
Gene: nlgn4xa
Product: neuroligin 4 X-linked a
Exons: 6
Coding region: 1-2544 (847 amino acids)
Cellular component (GO): membrane
Molecular function (GO): neurexin family protein binding
Source: RefSeq, a predicted model, not a curated record
AUGCCGAGGCCCAGGGGAACCCCAUGGAUACCUUCUACCAUGAUCCAUCCGUUGGCGAGCAUAAACCUGGUAGCUUGGAUUUUCUUCACUGUUGUCUGGGUGACCAUAAUUCAGGCACAACAGCAUCCUAUAGUCACCACAAACUACGGCAAGCUGAGAGGGUUAAAAACUGCAUUACCUAAUGAGAUUCUGGGACCUGUGGAGCAAUAUUUAGGGAUCCCAUACGCCCUUCCUCCUACGGGUGAGAGGCGCUUUCAACCCCCUGAGCCUCCCAUGUCCUGGCCGGGAAUCCGCAAUGCCACUCAGUUCGCCCCAGUAUGUCCACAGUUCCUGGAAGAUCGCUUUUUGCUCAAUGAUAUGCUGCCUGUUUGGUUCACAGCCAACUUGGAUACAGUGGUAACCUACGUGCAGGAUCAGAGUGAGGACUGCCUUUACUUAAACAUCUACGUCCCUACUGAGGAUGUAGGAUCCAACACAUACAAUCAAGCCGAUGAGUUCACCAGUAAUGAUGGUGGCCAGGACGAAGAUAUUCAUGAUGAGAAUGGUCUGAGACCAGUCAUGGUUUACAUUCACGGUGGAUCCUACAUGGAGGGCACUGGGAAUAUGAUUGACGGCAGUAUCUUGGCCAGCUACGGUAACGUCAUCGUGGUCACCAUCAACUACAGACUGGGAGUGCUGGGAUUUCUUAGCACAGGUGACCAAGCAGCCAAGGGGAAUUACGGGCUGCUAGACCAAAUCCAAGCACUUCGAUGGAUCAAAGAAAACAUACCAGCCUUCAAAGGAGACCCCAAGAGAGUGACAAUAUUUGGCUCUGGGGCUGGAGCGUCAUGCGUGAGCUUACUGACUCUCUCUCAUUAUUCAGAAGAUCUUUUUCAGAAAGCCAUCAUUCAGAGUGGAACGGCUCUAUCCAGUUGGGCAGUCAACUAUCAGCCGGCCAAGUACACGCGUAUGCUGGCUGAAAAAGUGGGCUGUAACAUGCUGGACACCAUUGACCUGGUGGAGUGCCUGCAGAAUAAGAACUACAAGGAGCUUAUUGAACAGUAUAUCACUCAGGCCAAGUACCACAUUGCGUUUGGCCCUGUGAUCGAUGGUGAUGUCAUUCCCGAUGACCCGCAGAUCCUAAUGGAGCAGGGUGAGUUCCUCAACUAUGACAUCAUGCUUGGCGUCAAUCAGGGCGAGGGCUUCAAGUUUGUGGAUGGCAUCGUGGACAGCGAGGACGGUGUCUCAGCCAACGACUUCGAUUUCGCCGUGUCAGAUUUCGUGGACCACCUCUACGGCUACCCCGAGGGCAAGGACACCCUCCGAGAGACAAUCAAGUUCAUGUACACGGACUGGGCCGACAAGGAGAACCCGGAGACCCGACGGAAGACGUUGGUGGCGCUGUUUACCGACCACCAGUGGGUGGCGCCGGCGGUCGCUACUGCAGAUCUCCACGCGCAAUAUGGUUCGCCGACGUAUUUCUACGCGUUCUACCACCACUGUCAGAGUGAAAUGAAGCCUUCCUGGGCUGACUCGGCCCACGGAGAUGAGGUGCCAUACGUUUUUGGCAUCCCCAUGAUUGGCCCCACUGAUCUCUUCAACUGUAACUUCUCCAAGAAUGAUGUCAUGCUCAGCGCUGUGGUAAUGACCUACUGGACCAACUUUGCCAAAACAGGAGAUCCAAACCAGCCUGUCCCGCAGGACACCAAGUUCAUCCAUACUAAGCCUAACCGAUUUGAAGAGGUGGCCUGGUCCAAGUACAACCCCAAGGACCAGCUGUACCUGCAUAUAGGGCUGAAGCCAAGAGUUAGAGACCACUACCGCGCCACCAAAGUGGCCUUCUGGCUGGAGCUGGUUCCUCACCUUCACAACAUCAACGAACUCUUCCAGUACGUCUCCACGACCACCAAGAUCCCGCCACAGGACACCACGCCUUUCUCCUACACCAAACGCGUCAAGACGUGGCCGUCAACCACCCGGCAUCCAGGGGUGCCUCCACCCAACACCAAACAGAGCACCGACCAGCGGAAGGGAAGCGACCUGGGCGACGACUCGGCGGUGGUGAUCGAGAAGCGGGACUACUCCACGGAGCUGAGCGUCACCAUCGCCGUGGGAGCUUCUCUCCUCUUUCUCAACAUUUUGGCUUUUGCCGCACUCUACUACAAGAAAGACAAAAGGAGGCACGAGUCGAACCGCAGGGGGCCAAGUCCACAACGCAACUCCGCGCCAUCCAACGUCGCUAACGCGGCCAAUGCCAAUGACAUCGCCCACCUGCAGAGCGAGGAGCUGAUGUCGCUGCAGAUGAAGCAGCAGCAGUUGGAGCACGAGCACCAUCACGAGUGCGAGUCGCUGCAGGGUCACGACACGCUCCGUCUCACCUGCCCGCCCGACUACACGCUCACGCUGCGCCGCUCGCCCGACGACAUCCCCAUCAUGACUCCCAGCACCAUCACCAUGAUCCCCAACUCUCUGGCCGGCAUGCAGCCGCUGCACAACUUCAAUACUUUUGGUGGCAGUCAGAACAGCACCAACCUGCCCCACGGCCACUCCACCACCAGAGUAUAG